GCGACAAACGGGUUGUUUGACAGCAGCAGCGCGUUACCAACGUGGAUGUUGUCAAAUUUCUACGUGUUCCUCGUUUUCACCUGUUAUUUGUAAACAAAGGGCUUCAGCGAUGGCUUCUAAACGGCUCUCAGACGAGAGCGGAAUAACAGAAAAGAAGAAGAAGAAGAAAACAAGUCUGGAAAAAGCUGAACUGUGUUCAGGUAUUGAAGAGGAGCAGGUGAAGAGGUCCGUGAAGGAGGCAUGGAGGCAGAGGAGUCAAUACAAACAGGGGGAUCUGGAGCUGGACUGCCACCCUUUUCCUCACUGCAUCAUCAGAAACUUUCUCAGAAGUGAGAUCUUCUUAGAAAACCUGCAGAGAGAACUUCUGGGGCUGAACUUCCAUGAGAAAUCAAAUGAUCUGUACAAAUUCAAACAGUCAGAUGACUUAAAGAAGAGAACAGAGCCACAUAUUGCAGGACUAAGGGCAGCACUUUUUGGGCCUUUCCGCUCCUGGCUCGAGGAGGUGUUGGGGGUUGAACUGGAGCCCACAGUGGAUAUUUCCUGUGCCAAAUAUGAACACACAGAUGUGCUUUUAUGUCAUGAUGAUGAACUGGAGGGGAGACGAGUUGCCUUCAUCCUGUAUGUCGUGCCUCCGUGGCAGAGCAGUGAUGGAGGAACGCUCGAUCUUUACACAACAGACAGUAACUUCCAACCACAGAGUAUCUUUAAGUCUCUUGUGCCCUCUUUGAACACACUCGUCCUGUUUGAAGUUUCUCCAGUCUCCUUUCAUCAGGUGUCAGAAGUUUUAUCACAGGACAAGUGUCGUCUGUCCUUGAGCGGCUGGUUCCACGGACCGUCUUUGGAGCGUCCCCCUCGCCACAUAGAGCCUGCAGUUCUACGAAAUCCACACUUACCUAGAGAUGAAACAUUACUGCUGGAAUGGAUCAAUCCGGUUUACCUGGACAUAUCCUACCAAGAGCAGGUUCAGACAGAGUUUGAGGACAGCUCAGAAAUCCAGCUCAAAGAUUUUCUCAAGGAGGAGAAGUUCAGGGAGGUGAAGGAAGCUCUGAGACUCACACAGAUAGAGUGGACAAAGAGAGGCCCGCCCAAUAAGAGAUGCUAUGAGAUGGCUUCUCUGGAUACUCUGCCACCAAUUGUGAGUGCAUGCUGGGAGCUUCUUCAUUCAGAGUCUUUCUUCUUGCUUCUCUCCAACUUCACCGGCCUACGGCUUCACUACCUGUGUCCUGCUGAUGAUGAUGAUGAUGAUGAUGAUGAUGAUGAAGAUGAAGGUGAUGGAAAUCAAGAGAUGAAGGAGAAAAAAGGCAAAAAGGAUGAAGAAGCAACAGGAUCUUCGACUGACACACCAGCAAACACAAGCAGAGAGAAAGAGCUGAGCACACCUGUAUGUUGCGGUGAGCUUCGUCGAUGGUCUCAUGGCAGCUACACUCUGUUGCACGAUGGAGAGGCAGCACAAGCAGAGUACGCUCUGGACCUUAUUUUGCCUUUUGAAUGUGCUGAUUGGCAGUCAGAGUUUGGGGGCUACACCUGUUACGUUGCUAAUGAAGAGGAUGAAGAGCUUCUCACAGUGUAUCCAGAAGACAACUCCCUCGCCCUCAUCUACAGGGACAAAGAAACUCUCAAAUUUGUCAAACAUGUCAACCACAAAAGCUCCACUGCAUCUACCUGCAAAGGAUUUUAUGACUUCUCCUUUGUGUACUAUGAAUAAAUAGAUAUUUAUCUAU
This is a messenger RNA of Cheilinus undulatus (humphead wrasse), 1721 nucleotides long. It is a transcript of the gene ogfod1, whose product is annotated as 2-oxoglutarate and iron-dependent oxygenase domain containing 1. NCBI's taxonomy places the organism in Eukaryota, Metazoa, Chordata, Actinopteri, Labriformes, Labridae. Gene Ontology annotation, biological process: regulation of translational termination; peptidyl-proline hydroxylation. The coding region runs from base 110 to 1705 and encodes 531 amino acids. Gene Ontology annotation, molecular function: L-ascorbic acid binding; iron ion binding; peptidyl-proline dioxygenase activity. The transcript is spliced from 13 exons. The record is from RefSeq and is a predicted model, not a curated record. Gene Ontology annotation, cellular component: cytoplasm.